Molecule: messenger RNA, 3377 nt
Organism: Tachysurus fulvidraco (yellow catfish)
Lineage: Eukaryota; Metazoa; Chordata; Actinopteri; Siluriformes; Bagridae
Gene: cdh17
Product: cadherin 17, LI cadherin (liver-intestine)
Exons: 19
Coding region: 115-2742 (875 amino acids)
Biological process (GO): calcium-dependent cell-cell adhesion; homophilic cell-cell adhesion; cell-cell junction assembly
Cellular component (GO): plasma membrane; adherens junction; catenin complex
Molecular function (GO): cadherin binding; calcium ion binding
Source: RefSeq, a predicted model, not a curated record
UCAAUAAAACGAGUUAAAGUUUCACUGUAGCAGGAAGUUCUCCAAGUUAGUGAGCUUCAUUCUGUCAGUGCUGAGCCAGAGGUGGAUCUGUCCUGAGAGGAAUUAUUUCCCAUUAUGGCAAAAGCACAGCUGCUGAUCCUGAGUCUUCUUGUUUGCUCUGUUUAUGGAGCUAAUCUAGAAGAUAGAAAAGGACCAUUAGGUAAUAAAAUCUUGGAAGUGCCAGAAGCCACACCAGUGCCAUAUGCUAUUUUUCAGUUUACAUCCACAGUAGAGGGUGUGUCGUCAUAUCUCAUAAGCGGUGAGACAGAGGGGAAGAUUCAAAUAAGCAAAGAUGGCUGGCUGUACCUUGAAGAAGCACUGGAAUGGAGCCCAGAAAAAAAGCACACUCUAAAUAUUGAGGCACAUUCAGAUGCCGGUGACACCAUUGAUGGACCUUACACAGUUGUUGUCCAUGUUGUGGAUGUCAACAACAUUCCUCCUAUCUUCAGUGAGAACCAAUAUAGUGGAACUGUCAAAGAGCAUUCACCUGCAGGAGUUCCAUUUGUACGUGUGUUUGCCUCGGAUGCUGAUGAUCCAAACACACCCAAUUCACAGCUGAUCUACAGCAUUGAGAGCCAAAUCCCCAGCCAUAGUGGUGUGGCUUUCUUUACCAUCAACCCAAACACUGGGGAAAUUUCCACCACAGAUGAGGGAGCUGCAUUAAUAAGAGCUAGAACUGGAAUGAUGUACAGUCGUGGAGAAACUCAGGGGAAUGUUGACAUUCUGAAGAAGAAGUUUGAUGAAUUCUGUACUCCGAAGAAAGAGAUACCCCUCGACAACAACCCCUUCUUCACUUGUGUCGAACGUACUGAGAACAGGAAACUGAAUGCCAUACUUGAUCCAGACUACGUUCUGAUUGUGCGAGUGAAUGAUUUAGCUGGGGCUCCGAAUGCGCUGAGCAGCAUUGCAAGGGUCAAUAUUGCUGUGAUUCAGAAUUUGUGGGUUAAUCCUGGACUGGUUACGAUCAAGGAGAAUUUAAUAGCAGAGUACCCCAAGCUGAUUGCCUCGGUGCGUGCCAAUGACCCCAAUGCAGUGUACAGGAUCAAGCCAAAGGAGAGAGACAUUCCAUUGCCUUUCAUUAUCAAUGAAAACGGAGAGAUUUAUGUCAGUGAAUCACUAGACAGGGAGAGCAAGGACAUGUACAUCCUGAUUAUCUUGGCUGAGGAUGAACAAGGUGUCCUGCUGGAACCUCCAAUGGAGAUCCAUGUUGAGGUGACAGAUGUGAAUGACAAUCCUCCUGUGUGUUCCAAUGCCGAAAAUGUGUUUGAGGUGCAGGAGAAUCAGGAAAUUGAUACCUACGUCGGAGAUUUGUCGGCUCACGAUGCCGAUAAAGAGGGGACAAUGAACUCGGUGCUGACCUACAAGCUUUUGAGCCAGACUCCCACCAAGCCAUCUGACGGAAUGUUUAAUAUCGAUCAAGCACGUGGAAGUAUCCAAGUGGCCAGACAUAACUUCCGGAGGAAGGAUGUGCCGCAAUAUCACCUCAAGGUUUCGGUUACAGAUGGAGUUCACAGCACUGAGUGUGAUGUUAUCAUCAACAUCAUUGACCUCAAUAACGAGGUCCCUGUCUUUGAAAAGAAUGACUAUGGGAGAUACAGUGUACAAGAAUUAGCUCUACCCGGGACCACACUGCUAACCAUUAAGGCCACGGACGCUGAUGAUCCAGGGACAGGAAGCUCUAAGGUAGAAUACCACAUCAGUGCGGGCGAUCCGGACCAUGUAUUUGCCAUAGAAGUUGAUGAUGCCACUGGAGAGGGCAGAGUCUUCAUAGCACAGCAAUUGGAUUAUGAGGCUCAAUCCUCCUAUAAGCUGCAAAUUGAUGCCCGGAAUCCUGAGCCACUGAUAGAGGGGGUGGAGUAUGACAACCGCUCCAGCACCGUCGUUGUCAUUGACCUGCUCGAUGUGGAUGAACCUCCAGUUUUGAAUCUAGAUACUUUGAUCGUCAACAUCCCAGAAAAUAUCACUGUAGGGACCACCAUCUUGACAGCUGAUGCUAAAGACCCAGAGGGACAUAAAAUCAUGUUUAAGCUUGAGGGAGAUAAGCAUGGCUGGCUGGAGCUGAAUGCUGAAUCUGGCGAGUUGAAGACUAAAGCAGGGUUGGACAGAGAAGUGGUGGAUCAGCUCACUGUCCAAAUCAUCGCAUACGAGUCAGAGGGUCAGCUGCAGCAAACUAAGAGGGAAGUGUCCAUCCAGCUGAUGGAUGUAAAUGAUAACUACCCUAAGCUACAGAAGUCUCAGGGAUUCAUCUGUGUGAAGAAGCCAGAGCCCUUGUUGUUGACUGCUGUGGACGGAGAUGCUGAACCUUUCGGAGAACCCUUUACCUUCACUCUGCAGCCGGCUCGCAAAUCUCCUAACUGGGAGAUCACACCAGUAGACGGUACCUCAGCAAAGCUCGUUCUGAAGAAGAAGCCCACCACUGACCAGACCUUCAACAUCGCCAUCAACAUCAAAGACAACGCAGGUGUAGGUAUUACACAGAAGCUCGAAGUUCGAGUAUGUAACUGUACUGAGCUGGGUUACUGUUACAUCGAGCCAGAGAAGCAUGCCUGGAAGUUUAGCGUGUCCACUACAGUGGCCAUUCUAGGAGGAAUUUUGGGAUUUAUCGUUUUGUUCCUGGGUUUUGUAAUAUGCCGCUCCAAGAAGAGUGAAAAGAAGAGGAAGGAGAACGCGAUGGCUGAUGGGGAAACCAAUGCCAUGAUGUAGAUGCCAUGCUCAGUUACGCACAUACACACACCGGAUUAUUCAGUUCACAUGCAGUUUUGAUAGCAUGUGGUCUUUUUGAACUCUUGUGUUUUUUGUAUUUUAUUUGGCAGGUAAUAUAAAGUAAACAAACCGUUGAACUAUGCAACACUGUGAUGCACUCUACCACUGGAAUUGUCCAUUUCUGCUUUAGAAAAAAAAGGUUUAGCUAGCAAUUAGUAUAAAUGCUUUAAAACAGAAAUACACGGUAUCUGAUUUAGCCAAGGGUUGGAAAUAACACUCCAUCUGCUUUAUUCUGCUCUCCAUCCUGUAAUUUCUCACCUGAAUGGCCAGUGUUUUGUGCUGCUGUUGAUUUCAUUUGUUGAUUUUGUGUGAAGGUGUGUAGCACAUGAAUCUGUGCUUACUUGGAAUGUAACUGCUUGUAGUAUUAUAAAGAGAAGACACUAGAUACUGUAAUGCUGUGUAGAUUAAUAUAUUUAUUCUUAUGAACCUAAUCAGUCAAAAUAUACAAGUUUUAUUACUCUUAUUCCCUCAACCCAAAGUCUGGUUCAAGUCAGAACUAAGAAUAUAUGUAAAGCCAAGCUAUCCUGUACUUCAUUAACCAUAUGCACUUGUCUUAAUAAACAUCUGUGACUGAG